This is a messenger RNA of Lonchura striata (white-rumped munia), 744 nucleotides long. Lineage: Eukaryota; Metazoa; Chordata; Aves; Passeriformes; Estrildidae. The record is from RefSeq and is a predicted model, not a curated record.
GGAAGCGAGGGAAGCGCCGCGGAGCUCCCGGCGGAGCUGGCCCGGGCCGGUGCCAUGGCACCGCCGCUGCUGCAGCUGCUCUGCGGGACCGCCGCUCUCCUGCUGCUCCGCGCCGCCGCCGACACCGCGCACUGCAGCCGCCCCAAGGCCGUGGCCAACGCUCGCAUCGAGGCUGGGGAACGCGCGGAGCUCAAUUCCCGCCUGCGCUACUCCUGCAACCCCGGAUACAAACGGAAAGCCGGGACCUCCAGCCUCAUCCAGUGCAUCCUCUGGAACGGCUCCGAGCCCCGCUGGACCGACCCCACGCUCCAGUGCAUCCGAGAUCCGGCUCUUUCCUGGGAAACUCCCGGUCCGGAGAGCACAACCCCGAGAGCAGGUGCCACCGGUGCCAGCCCGAAUUCCAGCCCCUCUCCAGCUUCCAGUCAGUCAGCACCUGAUGGGCCGUCACCGGACGGAUCCAGGCCACCGGAGAUGAUUCCAACACCGGACACACCCACGCUGGGAGAGGGGACAACCCCGCUGCCCAUCCCGCCCACGGAUUAUGCCCCAGUUUCCAUCCAGUCCGUGGCCUAUUCUGUUGGACUCCUGGUGCUGCUGGCCAUUGGAAUCGUGGCUGUCUGCUGCUGGAGGAGGAGGAAGCGCACCAGGCAGGGCUACAUGGAGACAGAGAGGGACAUUCCCAUGGAGCCUCAUCCUUCUGGGAAUGAGGAGGUGGCACCUCCUGCCAUUGUCCCCACGGGCUGA